CCUCGACCCCUUCCCGCGUGUUUUCCUUAAGCGAACCAAAUUUACAUGGAGCGGGAGAGGAGGCGGUGCUGCGUUUUUUCAGAGGGCUGUGGUAUUUGUUUUUGCUGUCGCCUCCCUGUGCCCCGCAGGCCUGGGAGUGGGGGACUGGAGGGGUACGGAAUGACGGCUCCCCUGCCCCCGCCCCAGGGAGGAGCCUCAGCCUCAGAUGAGAUGCGUGUUUCACCUUCGGGUUCGUCUUCCCCAACAGGCGCUGGGAAUACGGCAGCACCGGUCGCCGAGGUGUCCCGGCUUGCCGCCCAUGACUCCGAUCGCCGCCUACGAUGCUCGCUCACGGUUCCGGUGCAGAAAGGCAGCGGCUCCCGUGUGAAAUGAGCGGAGGGGAUCUGCGAGCGGGCGGUGGGAGCCGCUUUUGCGCCUUUCGGAGUUGAGUAUGGAGAGAGGUAAAACAGCUACCUGAGCGCGAAAAAAGACCCCAACCCACCAACAAGUAGCUCUCGCCUGGCAGGGAGGCACGGAGAGCAGCUGGAACGCGGCGUCUGCCGCCACGCACAGCCGAAACCCGCUGGAGAAGAAGAGCAGCUCGCUCUCCUCUGCAAAGGCAGAAGAAGCUCGUCCACCGCGGACCUGCCGGCGACAGGCUGUCUCCCCGCUCAGCGACCGUUCCCCUACCCUCUCACCCCCUCUGCCGCCUCCCGAGCCUUUCCCAGUCAUGUCCGACCCGGAGAGAUGGGGAAGCUCGAGGACAACGAGAGGGUGAUCCUCAACGUGGGGGGCACGCGGCACGAGACCUACCGCAGCACCCUGAAGACCCUGCCGGGGACCCGCCUGGCCCUGCUCGCCUGCGAGUGCCGGAGCGAGUCCCCGAGCGGCGAGGAGCCGCCGCCUCCCCCGAACCCGCCGCUACCACCGGCCGGCGGGUGCCCGGAGCCCGGCAGCGGCUGCAGUCCCCGGAGCAACGGAGGCGCCAGUGAGUUUUUCUUUGACCGGCACCCGGGGGUCUUUGCCUAUGUGCUCAACUAUUACCGCACCGGCAAGCUGCACUGCCCUGCCGACGUCUGCGGGCCGCUCUUCGAGGAGGAGCUGGCCUUCUGGGGCAUCGACGAGACCGACGUGGAGCCUUGCUGCUGGAUGACAUACCGCCAGCAUCGCGACGCCGAGGAGGCCCUGGACAUCUUCGAGGCGCCCGACCUGCUGACGGGAGAGCCACCCCCUGAUGGUGACGACGACGACCUGGCUGCCAAGAGGCUGGGCAUCGAGGACGUGGGGGCAACCGCCGAGGGCAAGGGCGGGCGUUGGCGGCGGCUGCAGCCCCGCGUCUGGGCACUCUUCGAGGACCCCUACUCCUCACGGGCUGCCAGGUUCAUCGCCUUUGCCUCUUUAUUCUUCAUCCUAGUUUCCAUCACAACCUUUUGCCUGGAAACACAUGAGGCUUUCAAUACUAUUAUAAACAAAACUGAGCAGAUCAUCAAUGGGACAGAAGCUGUGCUGCAGUAUGAGAUAGAGACAGAUCCUGCCCUGACGUAUGUGGAAGGAGUCUGUGUGGUGUGGUUUACAUUUGAAUUUUUAGUACGUGUUGUUUUUUCCCCAAACAAACUUGAAUUCAUCAAAAACCUCUUGAAUAUCAUUGACUUCGUGGCCAUCCUGCCCUUUUACCUAGAAGUGGGCUUGAGCGGGCUCUCCUCCAAAGCUGCUAAAGAUGUGCUUGGUUUCCUUAGGGUGGUAAGGUUUGUGAGAAUCCUGCGAAUCUUCAAGCUCACCCGGCACUUUGUGGGUCUCAGGGUUCUGGGCCACACUCUGCGAGCCAGCACCAAUGAAUUUCUGCUGCUGAUAAUAUUCCUGGCACUCGGCGUUCUGAUAUUUGCUACCAUGAUAUACUACGCAGAGCGAGUGGGAGCCCAGCCGAACGACCCUUCAGCAAGCGAGCACACACAGUUCAAAAACAUCCCCAUUGGCUUCUGGUGGGCUGUAGUCACCAUGACCACCCUAGGGUAUGGGGAUAUGUACCCACGGACCUGGUCAGGCAUGCUGGUGGGUGCCCUGUGUGCGCUGGCCGGAGUGCUCACCAUAGCCAUGCCGGUGCCUGUGAUAGUUAACAACUUUGGGAUGUACUACUCCCUGGCCAUGGCAAAGCAGAAGCUGCCGAGGAAGCGGAAGAAGCACAUCCCUCCGGCUCCUCAAGCCAGCUCACCCACCUUCUGCAAGACUGAUUUGAACAUGGCCUGCAAUAGCACACAGGGGGACAUCUGCUUGGGCAAGGACAGCCAGCUGAUGGAACACAACAGAGCAUCAGCCACCGUGUCCCACCCUGUUGGACUCCAUGGUGUUUUGCCUCAGUGUCUGUCUCUUGUGUCAGCUUUGCCCGUGCCACAUCGUGGCCUGUUAAGCAAGAUCCUACAACGAAGCAGUCACUUAAAGGGAGCAGUGUUAUCAGGUGAAGACAGUGCAGGAAGUGAGCAGCCACUCUCACCUGGGGAAAGGCUCCCUCCCAUCAGACGCUCUAGCACAAGAGACAAAAACAGAAGAGGGGGAACAUGUUUCCUACUGACAACAGGGGAUUACACGUGUGCUACUGAUGGAGGGAUCAGGAAAGGCUAUGAAAAGUCUCGAAGCUUAAACAACAUAGCUGGCUUGGCAGGCAAUGCUCUGCGGCUCUCUCCAGUAACAUCACCCUACAGCUCGCCUUGUCCUCUAAGGCGCUCUCGGUCACCUAUCCCUUCCAUCUUGUAACCCAGAUGGCAUCAGUCGGCUGCACAGUGCUGUUACACAGUGCUGCUACUACACAGUGCUACUCCAAAUGCUGGUUACUACAUAUUGGAAAUAAACGUAGCAGUUUCCAUAGGCUCCACAAAUCUGGUAUAACUCUUGCACGAUACAACUGUCAGUAGUAAAAAAUGCCACUUGGGUAGCUGAAGAUUUUCAUCUUGGCUUUUAAAGAUGAUCUAAGGUAGAGCUUCUCCUUUUAUCUACUAUAUUGUCCUCCUUUCCUGUGGCAAUAAAAGGACAGUUAGUGGAUGCCGUUGGCUAGUAUAUUCAAUAAAUAAGCAUAUCUUCAGGGAGAUUUACUUAAUGUGCUUCCAACUAAUGAUCAGUCACUCCAUUGAGCCUCCAUUUCUUGUGACUCUAAUCCAUUCUGAAGAUAUCUGGAACUGUGUCUUGGUUGCACACACUGUGACUUGGGUCUGCUCAUUUGCAUGGACCAUCCUGUCUCCAUCACCUGACAAACAGUGUUGCUGAUUGUGGAGACCACAGAAGGCUCUGGAUGUGUGUUCUCACAUUGUACCAUCCUGCUGAUAUGAAAGCACUGAUGAACUGGUCUGCAUGUGGGAUUGUUUUUCUUUGUGUAACCUUUUUCUUUGUUUUUUAACAAUCUAUUUGUUUAUAAAUGGCUUUAUUUUGUGAUUAACUUACUUUGGUGCUGGAUUGUUGUAUCAGAGUUCUGAAUGUCUCCGGUUGUUUGCACACAGAUAACUGCAAAGAGGUUGUCAUUACUGGUUACACGCAAGCAGAAGCCAGAUCUCUUUCUUAAUGGCUUGGGGAAGGCACAAAACAUGCAAGAAAGGUAAACGCCAUCCAGACUUGCAAUUUUAAGCUAGCAAGUGCUGCUUGGUACUGUAGUCAUUUCUCUGCUCCAGGGGUCUUCAACAUUUUCACAGGCCUCAUGAGUACCAAGUAAAAUGGAGAAGAUUACUGGGGGCUUUUUUUGUACCACUGUGAGAGGGUAGUGGUUCUCAAGUCUGGUUUUUGACCACAUUUAUACCUUCAACUCAUGAGCUUCAAAAAUUUCUUCAGUCAGUGUUUUUUUGAGGUGCUUUGUCCUAUAUGUUGUUUGUCUGUCUGUUUUGCAGCUUGUCUACUGUAUUCUCCAUCUGUCUCCAUAAAGCACAGAGAUGCUGUUAAAAUGCUCCCCUCUUUUAAGAUUAACUAAGGACAUUUUUCACCUUUUCCUUUUUUUCUUUCCCCUAUGGCCUAUACUUAUGUGUACAGAUACAAAGCUAUAUAUUUUUCAAGUGCAAGUUAGUAUCUUGUAGACUAAAUCAUGUGAGAACUCUGAAGAUUCUUUUGAGUGGGAUGUAGUAGUGAUUUUACCAUGCUGAUUGGUUGCCCAUUGCAUCAGUCUUCCUCCUUGCAACCAGUAUUCCUUACAGUUUUGAAGCCAUGCAUCCUUUAGUGGCUUUUUCAUUCAAUACUCUGCUUAAGCAAUGGGACAAAUGCAAUGGCAGAUUUAAUGUUCUGGGCUGGUGAGGAAAAAUUACCCUUAAUGAUAGACUUUCAGAACAACAUGAGGAAGACUGUAAUAAGCCAAAUCUUAAAGAGAUCCUUGAGACUGUUGAACAAUCCCUCAUUGUCAUGCUUUAUUUAUUUAUUCAUUUUGGUUAGGGAAAGGAAUAUAAAUUAUUGUUGACCAUGUACUAUGUUAUUAUGUAUUUAUCCUAGCCCAACAGCAUGAUCUGCAUGUCAGAAUCCUUGUACAAUAAUGUAUUUAUCAAAGGAUACAUUCAUGAUACUUAGAGAUGUACAUUGAUUUAGUUUUGGUAAAAUAUUGUCAAUAGAGAGAUAACUGCAAACAGCUUUUAGCAAAGGAAUUAACAUACUAUCUGGUGCUGCUGUUAUAUUAACUACAGUGUUGUACAGAAUUUAUCAUGGAUUUUUGACUGCUGAAAAAGGGACAAUGGAAUUUAGCCAUACCAAGGACUGUACUGGAAAGAAACUACUGCUGCUGAAUGGACCCUGAAAAACAAC
Molecule: messenger RNA, 4740 nt
Organism: Dryobates pubescens (Downy woodpecker)
Lineage: Eukaryota; Metazoa; Chordata; Aves; Piciformes; Picidae
Gene: KCNC2
Product: potassium voltage-gated channel subfamily C member 2
Exons: 6
Coding region: 727-2727 (666 amino acids)
Biological process (GO): protein homooligomerization; potassium ion transmembrane transport
Cellular component (GO): voltage-gated potassium channel complex; neuronal cell body membrane; dendrite membrane
Molecular function (GO): protein binding; delayed rectifier potassium channel activity
Source: RefSeq, a predicted model, not a curated record